AUCGACCCUUUCUUUUGUCUCACUCUAAAAAACUCAUUCAUCAACUCCAUAUUCUUUAUUUGGAUAGUUGAAACCAUCGCUGGUACUUUAGGAUCAUAAUCAAUUCGAUGAUCAAUAUGGCUUGGUGGAUGAUGUUUUCAAUCAUGGCAACGAUGAUGAUGAUGACGACGACGAUUCCGGUCUUAGCCGGAGACACGAAUCCCGUGUUCGACCCCUGCACGGAUGCACAAGUUGCGAGAUUCGAUGGUUUUACAUUCGGCCUUGCAUUUUCUAAACGGAACGAUUUCUUCUUCGAUGGCACUCAGCUCUCACCCUGUGAUUCUCGUCUCUUGCUGCCGGCAAAAGGUGCGCAGCUCGCGCUUUUUAGGCCGAAGGUUGAUGAGAUUUCUCUGCUUACUAUCACCACCACCACCACUCCCAAUUCGAGCGAAGCUGAACGAUACGUGGUGGCUUUUGCUGGACGGAAGUACGCAGCUCGAUCUCUCCCAGUGUUCGUUGCAGACAACGAUCACACUGUGACCAGCUUCACCAUGGUUCUUGAGUUCCAGAAAGGCACCCUGCAGAACUUGUACUGGAAGAAGUUCGGGUGCGAUUCGUGCACGGGGAGCUCGUUCGUGUGCCUCAAUAACACUGACUGCACAAUCAAAAACUCCAACUGCAGAAGCAACGGAGGCUCUACCGACUGUGACGUGGGCAUACAGUUGGCCUUCUCCGGCACUGAUAAAAACGACAAUGUGCUCAACUCGUGGUACGAGGUAGCAAAGCUCCGGCAGUACUCUCUCUCCGGCCUAUACUCAGGAUCUCAGUGAGCCUGUUACCACUUCUGAGAUUUCAAGAUUUCAUUGUGUUCAUCUCUGCAUUUCUCACAAAAAUGAUGUUGCAAUGUUGUGAUAGGCAAAUAUGCUUAGUUUCGGUUCUCAA
Messenger RNA from Salvia miltiorrhiza (redroot sage), 921 nucleotides. RefSeq lists its product as uncharacterized. NCBI's taxonomy places the organism in Eukaryota, Viridiplantae, Streptophyta, Magnoliopsida, Lamiales, Lamiaceae. The coding region runs from base 108 to 809 and encodes 233 amino acids. Gene Ontology annotation, cellular component: nucleus; cytosol. The record is from RefSeq and is a predicted model, not a curated record. Gene Ontology annotation, molecular function: metal ion binding. The transcript has 3 exons. Gene Ontology annotation, biological process: protein histidyl modification to diphthamide; tRNA wobble uridine modification.